This is a messenger RNA of Mangifera indica (mango), 5284 nucleotides long. Its product is annotated as putative disease resistance RPP13-like protein 1. Gene Ontology annotation, molecular function: ADP binding; protein binding. Gene Ontology annotation, biological process: defense response to other organism. The coding region runs from base 88 to 4251 and encodes 1387 amino acids. The transcript has 9 exons. Lineage: Eukaryota; Viridiplantae; Streptophyta; Magnoliopsida; Sapindales; Anacardiaceae. The record is from RefSeq and is a predicted model, not a curated record.
UAUUGUUUUUAUUAGACGUUGGAUUUUUAGUCCCUCAAUAAUUUAUGUUUUGGUUGUUGAAAUUCAUUUCUUCAUCUACUAGAAAACAUGGCAUUUGUUGUUGAGCCUGUGGUCUCCGAGCUCUUUAAGGGAUUGUUUAAGAUAUUGGGGUCCAAUGAGAUGCGGGACUUUUCCCGGAGACUUGUUGGAGGGGUAGAUUCAGAUCUGAAAAGGCUGGAAAACAAAUUGAGAAAAAUUGGAAAUCUUCUUCGAAAUGCCGAGGACAAGCAAUUGAUGGAUGAAAGCGUUAAAGAGUGGCUUCACAAUCUUCAACACUGGGCUUAUGAUGCAGAAGAUUUACUGGAUGAAUUUGCCUACGAAGCUUUGCGACGCAAGCUGAAGGCAGAGCACCAGGCUAGCUCUAGCAAGGGAUUUGGCAGCCUCUUCUUCAAUGUCAAAAUGGGGUCCAAGAUCAAAGAGAUCACUACCCGCUUGGAACAACUGCGGCAGGAAGGAUCAGCUGAACAUGAAAUGCAAGUGAUUUCUGGAGGGACAUCAAGUAACUUCGUUGCACUGCAAAAACCAGAGGAAACUUCAAGUGUCGCACCUGAGCAAGUUGUUUAUGGCAGAAAUGAAGAUGAAGCUGCACUACUUGAUAGGGUGAAAAACGAUCAACCAAGUGAAGCCAACUUUCAAGUGAUAGCCAUUGUAGGCAUGGGAGGUAUUGGCAAAACAACAAUGGCUCGAGCCAUGUACAAUCAUGAGGUACUGAAAGAUUUAAAAUUUGAGAUGAAAGCAUGGGUCUGUGUUUCAGACACGUCAGAUGUUCUUACAAUCUCAAAGAAAAUUCUGCUCUCAUUAAAAGGCUCUUCAUGGUCUAACAUUCCAGACAAUUUAAAUCAAGUGCAAGUUAAUCUGAAAGAUGCAGUUGAUGGGAAAAAAUUCUUGUUAGUCUUGGAUGAUAUUUGGGAGUUGAACUAUGACAAAUGGGAAAGGCUUAAAAGCCCUUUCAUGUCUGGGGCACUUGGUAGCACGGUGAUCUUGACAACACGCAAUGAAGAUAUUGCAUUUACUGUGGGAUGCUAUGAACCUUUUAAGUUAAAACAUUUAUCAGACGAAGAUUGUUGGUGCUUGUUUCAAAAGCAUGCAAAUUUUGCUGGUAGAAACAUUGUUGCUCAGGGUAAAGUUGAUUCAAUUCGUAAGAGAGUCAUUGAAAGGUGCAGUGGCCUACCCCUUGCAGCAAGGACCCUUGGUGGCCUUCUACGCUCCUAUGAGCAGAUUGAUGCCUGGGACAAAAUUUUGAAUACCAAAAUAUGGGACAAUGACAGUCCAAUUCUCCCAGCAUUAAAACUAAGUUAUCAUUACCUUCCUUCGAAUCUAAAAAGAUGCUUUGCCUAUUGCGCAAUUUUCCCUCAAGAUUACGAGUUCAAGGAGCAGGAACUUGCAUUUUUGUGGAUAGCAGAAGGUAUUGUUCAACCAUCUGAUACGCAGUUGGAUGAGGCAGGUGAGUGUUUUCAUCAAUUAUGUUCAAGGUCUCUUUUCCAACAAUCAAGUAGCCAUAGUUCUAAAUAUGUUAUGCAUGAUCUUGUUCAUGAUCUAGCUCAAUUGGUUUUUAAGGAAAUUGGUUUUAGAUUUGAGCAGGGUAUUGUUGAGCCACCAAAAAAGAACAAAAAGAUUCGUCAUAUUUCUUAUAUUUCUUAUCAUUAUAAUGGAAUUAAUAAAUUUGAAGCCUUGCAAAAGUUUAGAAGUCUAAGAACCUUCUUGUCAAUAUUCAUGGGGACUUAUUAUAGAGGUUAUACUGGUUGUUAUGUAAGUGCUGCUUUUAUUUUUGAUUUGUUGUCAAAGUUGGAAACGGUGAGAGUACUAUCUUUUGAAGGACAUAACAUCAUUUACUUACCUAAUUCAAUCGGAGAUAUGAUGCAUCUAAGAUAUCUCAACUUAUCUUGCACUAGGAUCCGUAGUUUGCCAGAGUCAACAAGCCAAUUAUUUAAUUUGCAAACUUUAUUAUUAAAAGAUUGUUUUUAUCUCAUAAAGUUACCUUCCAAUAUGAGAUAUUUGAUCAGUCUAUGUCAUCUUGAUAUUAGUGGUCAAAAUUCAUUGGAAAAGAUGCCAUUUGGAAUGAAAGAAUUGAAAAAUCUUCAAAUAUUGUCUAAUUUUAUUGUGGGAAAGGAACCAAGUUUGAAUUUAGAAGAUUUGAAGAGCUUAAGUUUUCUUCAAGGAGAGCUUCACAUUUCAAAAUUAGAGAAUGUAACAAAUCCAAAUCAAAUACAGGGGCAAAUAUUAAAUAAUAAGAGCAAUCUAAAAGUAUUGUUGCUAGAAUGGGGAGAUCAAGUACUUGAUAAUUCAUUGAAUAUGGAUGUAGAAAUGCAUAUACUUGAUAAGCUAAAGCCUCCUAGCAGUUUGAAAGAACUCACAAUUAGACGUUAUAAUGGUGAAACUCUUUCUUCUUGGUUAGGAGAUCCGUCAUUGCUCUCUAAUUUGAUUGUUCUUAAAAUAGAACAUUGUCAAAGGUGUACACUCUUGCCUUCACUUGAAAUGUUGAGCUCACUUGAAGACUUAACCAUCAAAGGGAUGUCAAAUAUAAAAAGAAUAGAUUUCCAAAUGCCUUUCAAGUCAUUACAAGUUCUUUGUUUUGAGAAUUUGCCAGAAUGGGAGAAUUGGGACACCAAAAGAGGAAAUGAAGAUAUUGAAAAUUUUCCUAAGCUCCGUGUGCUUUCUAUCAAAGAAUGUCCCAAACUUACUAGAAAUAUACCUGAUCAUCUUUCUUCAAUGGAAAGAUUUGUAAUUAAGAAUUGUCCAAAGUUGGUGGUUUCAUUCUCAAAUUACCCAAGACACUGCAAAUUAGAAAUUGAUGAUUGUGAGGGAAUGGUAUGCGAUAAUGAUUCGAUUGAUUUUAAGUUGCUAAAUUCUCGGUGUCUUGCAAAUGUUCCAGAGAUUGAAAUCAAAUUAAAGCAAGGAUCCCAAAAAGUAGAAUUUUUGAAAAUUGUGGACAAACAAGGUAUUAUUGAUUCAUGGCAAAGUUUGGCUGACAAUGAGAAGUCACUACAAAGAAGAAAUGAUCUCACCUCCCUUCAAAAGUUAUUAAUAGAAAAUUGUAGUGAUCUUGUUUCUUUUAAGAACAAUUUUUUUUCCAAUCUAAAUUCUCUUGAGAUUGAUAAUUGCAAGAGUUUGACAUUUAUUGGAAGGGACGUCUUGCCUCUAUCUCUAAAAGGGCUUGAGAUUAGAUCUUGCGAGAAACUAGAAUUUUUGAAGGAUCUAAGUACUUCUGUUCUCGAGUACUUGGGCAUUUCUAGGUGCGAGUCUCUUACAUGCACAUCAUUAGAUGGUCACUUGCCAGAGACACUCAAAGUACUUAUGAUUAAUGGAUGUAAUGCACUCAAAACAUUAUCUUCUAGAAAUGAGUACUUACCUAAGAGACUUGCAUCCCUCACCAUCUAUGAAUGUUCAGAGCUCAAGUCAAUUGCACAGUCCUUUAAGAAUAGCAGGUGUCUUAAACAAAUUAGUUUAUUGUGGUGCUUAAAUCUUGAAUCCCUGCCUCUAGGUCUAGAGGAACUUCCUUGUCUUGAGUAUAUUUGGAUGGGAGAAUGUCCAAAUUUGUUGGUAAGAGAAGGUGUUCCCACCAGCCUAAUUGGACUUGCACUUAUGGGAGAUGUCAAGUUCCAUAAGCCAGUGACAGAGUGGGAAUUGCACAACCUUAGACAUCUCUGUAUUGAGAAAUCUAAAGAUGCAACAUGGGUUUUACAAGAGGACAAGGGAAUGAGAAUGGGAAUGGGAAUGGGAAUGCUCAGCUGUUUGAUUUCUCCAGAGAUUCACAAGUGCCUCAAAUUGAAACACCUAUCUUCCCCGAUUUUUCAAAGCCUCACCUCUCUUGAAGAGUUGAAGAUCUUUGAUCUCCCACAGCUUGAAUCCAUCUUAGACCUGAGCAUCCUCACCUCUCUUACGAAACUCAUCAUUCACAAUUGCCCAAGGUUCGAAUCAAUUCCAAGUCUCGACAGCCUCACUUUGCUUAGAACAUUGAUCAUUCACGAAUGCCCAAAGCUCAAAUCCAUUCUAGCCCUAGGCAACCUUGAAUAUAUGGAAAUUUGGGAAUGCCCAAACCUCAAAUCCCUGCAAAGCCUGCCAUCCUCACUCUUGUCAUUAAGGAUUUCAAGAUGUCCAUUGGUGAAAAAACAAUUGAAAAGGGGUAAAGGAAAAUAUUCCUCAAAGAUUGCUCGCAUUCCUAGAGUUGAGAUAGAUCGCAAAUUCAUCUACAAUUCAAAGGAGGAAGAAUGAGGUUGAUCAUUUGAAAUUGUAACAUCCAAUCCAACAAUCAUCUGAUUUCAUUAAAGCUGAUCAUCAACAAGAAUCUCAGAACUGUUGUUUGUCAAGUUUUGAAUUCAGGGAAGAAGUUGGGCUAUCUUCCAUUGAAUUGAUUGGAAGCUUAUCUCCUUCGAUUUAGUUAUCGGAUCGUUUGAUCAGAAUAAAAGUUUGCGCUUUCAGAAGGAUUCUCAGAUUGGAGGUUUUUAAGAACAUAACUCCUACCUUACAGUUUGGAGCUAUGGAAGCUCGUCAAAAUUACAAUACAGAGUUUGGUUCUUCUAGCUGUUACAAACUGUUUAUCAAGGUAAAUUCUAAGAAUUUUAAGAUGAAAUCAACACAACUUUAAGGGAGUGAUGUGCCACCUUGGAUGCAAACUUGAAUAAAAAGUUCAGCUUAUGUCAUUUUUGCGGUAGUUUGUGAUCAAUCAGUUUCUUUUGUGCUUGUUGAAAGAAAGAAAAGGAAAGACAGGGGAUGAGAUUAAAAAACAUUAUGUCGCUUCAGAAAUUUGUGAUCUGGCUAGAGGGUUUGAAAGUUAAGUUCACUAACACCAACAUGGCUAGAGAUUUGGAGAAAAUAUAUACGAAAAGGGUUAAAGCAUAAAUUACUAGAUCAACUGGGGCCUCACCGUGUUGCCAUGGCACCUUGAACUGUGAAGAUAAGAGGAGUGUGAAACCUGAAAUAGUGCAAUGGCAGGGCAGCAACUAGGCAAAGGAAUGGAUACGGAUCAAACGGUGCAAAAAAACUCUAAAAUGUCAUCUUUUGAACUUGCAGAGCCAAGAAGCAUUACCAGAUCAACUAAACAGUUUAGCAACCUAAGGUAAUUUCUUAAUAGGAAUGUGAUGCGUGCACGGUUGAUGGCGUUGCUGCUUGCUGCUGCUAUCUUCCUUCAGUUUCAGUGUUCUGUAAUUAAGGAUUGGGCUGCAAUGGUUGUGAUGAAUUAUGAAUGUAAUGGAAAUGUAGUAGACUGAAUAUGGAUGAGAGAAUGAAUAAUUCUUUAGGCAUACAA